This is a messenger RNA of Acytostelium subglobosum LB1, 909 nucleotides long. RefSeq lists its product as hypothetical. Gene Ontology annotation, cellular component: mitochondrial inner membrane. Gene Ontology annotation, biological process: transmembrane transport. The annotation marks the transcript as partial. The record is from RefSeq and is a predicted model, not a curated record. Lineage: Eukaryota; Evosea; Eumycetozoa; Acytosteliales; Acytosteliaceae. The transcript has 2 exons.
CAACAUAUAUUUAUAAUUAUAAUGGAGUCAGCAGCAGCAGCAGCACAUCCAACUAAUAGAUGGAUACCAUUCCUGGCGGGUGGUAUUGCAGGUGUCACUGCAAAGUCAGCAGUGGCACCUUUAGAGCGUGUAAAGAUACUUUAUCAAAUCAGAAGUGACAAGUAUGGUACAGGUUCAAUCACUGGUUCCAUCUCAAAGAUCAAACAACUCGAGGGCAUCAAGGGUCUGUGGCGCGGUAACACUGCCACCAUCACACGAGUGUUCCCCUAUGCCGCCGUUCAAUUCUUUACAUUCGAGACAAUCAAACGUGUAUAUGAUCGUCCAUUCUCAUCAUUCAAUAUGUUUAUCGCUGGAAGUUUGGCAGGUGGCGUGGCGGUAUUGGCAACUUACCCACUGGACUUGUUGAGAGCGCGACUGGCAAUAGAGGUCACGGAAAAGCAGACAGGCAUGGCAAACUUAUUCUUUGACAUUGUUAAGAGGGAUGGAAUAAGAGGAGUGUAUCGUGGCAUUGAGUCGACAAUCAUUGGUAUUCUGCCUUAUGCAGGCAUCAGUUUCUCAACGUUCGAGACACUCAAGGCAAUGGCACCAAACUGGGCCAGAGACGACGAGGGCAAGCUACAUCCAACCUACAAGCUGUUCUCUGGUGGAAUGGCCGGUGGCAUUGCACAGACUGUAGCAUAUCCAUUCGAUGUCGUUCGUCGGCGCAUGCAAACUCAUGGAUUUGGUGAUGGCAGAGUACACAUAGACGUCAAGCAUUCUUCAUUCCGAUCGAUAUACAGGAUACUGACACAAGAAGGCGUGAAGAACUUAUAUAAGGGAUUAAGCAUCAAUUACAUCAAGGUUAUUCCAACAUCGGCCAUUGCAUUCUAUACAUAUGAACUGAGUACACAGAUACUGAGUAGACUGUCA